Messenger RNA from Vollenhovia emeryi, 4080 nucleotides. RefSeq names its product MICAL-like protein 1 (gene MICAL-like). The record is from RefSeq and is a predicted model, not a curated record. NCBI's taxonomy places the organism in Eukaryota, Metazoa, Arthropoda, Insecta, Hymenoptera, Formicidae. The coding region runs from base 677 to 3979 and encodes 1100 amino acids. The transcript has 12 exons. Gene Ontology annotation, molecular function: protein binding.
GGCGUCUCAGUCGCAGCACCGCGCGCGCGCCGUGAACGCGACGUUACGCGCGCAUCCAACGUACACACCGACGUCGGUUAUCGCUUCGCUCUCGCGCGGAAGCCGUGCACGUCACCCCGCGCUACCGUGGGCGCGACAGACCCGCGUGCGCCCGAACGUGGAAACGUAAGCGCGGACCCUGUCACGUCACGAACGUCGCGGGGCGCCGAGGUUGAGGUUGAGGUUGAGGUUAGGGACGGUUGUCCCCCCCGUGUGUGCGGUUUGCGAGGCGUCUCGAUACGCGCGCGAGCGCGCGCGCGCCCGCCCGCGUACACACGCACGCGACACGUCGGGCCGGAGCAAGCUGCGCCCGCGGUCGCGACUGUCAGUUUUACAUUCAACUAGUGGAGGAACCCCGGAGCGAGUCUAAAUGGCGUAACGGCGGUGCUCGUGGACGUGGACGACGUACGAGCAGAAAAGAGAGAGAGAGAGAGAGAGAGAGAGAGAAAGGGGCCGGAAGAAAGGAGCGGAGUUGAUCGCGCAGUGACGUAAGAAGCCAAACUAGUAGCGUUGGAAGAAAUCGCGCUAACGAUAUAGAGGCCAUAGAGGAGCUGGCCGAGUGAAAGAAAGGUGUUCGCGGCCGCCAGGGGAAGUCUGUCGCAAGGCGUAAAAGGAGGGGAAAAAAAAGGAAGCAACGAUGGGCGAGAGACGCGGCACGAAGGCGCUGGAGCUUUGGUGCCGUCGGAUAACCGACGGUUAUCCGGGUGUAAACGUGCAAAACAUGACCACCUCCUGGAGAGACGGGCUCGCCUUCUGCGCCAUGAUUCAUCACUUUCGGCCGGACCUCAUCGACUUCAACAGCCUGAACAAGGACGAUGUGUACAGAAACAACGAGCUGGCUUUCAGAACGGCCGAGCAGCACCUCGGGAUCCCCGCUCUCCUGGACGCCGAGGACAUGGCGGCCUGCACGGUGCCCGAUCGAUUGUCCAUUCUCACCUACCUCUCGCAAUUUUACCAAACUUUCGGAGGUUCUUCACCCAGCCGCCUGGCGACGAGCAGAACGACCGAGACCGCCGACGAGAGGAUCGCCCCUGUUCCGGAAUCUCCUAAACAAAAGGUGGGGUCGCGUCUGGGGAUGCGGAGGGAUCCAUGCGCCGCAUGCGGGCUGCCGGUCUUCCUGGCGGAGAAGCUGCUGAUAGCGGGCGCUCCUUAUCACCGUACCUGCUUCCGGUGCGCCCGCUGCACCAACCAGCUGACGCCGGGCAACUACUACGAGACCGAGGAGGGCCAGUACUGCUGCGAGACGUGUCCGGACGAGGAGGAGACCGACAGCGUGCGUCACAGGUACGCCGAGUCGGCGGCGAUGCCCGGGGAGAAGAACGAAGCGGGGCCGCUCAGCGACGAGGAGAAAACGGAGAGAAAGGGUAUGCUGGAGAACGCUGCGGUGCCCGAUUUGAUCUCCCAUACGUCGCAAAUGCGCCAGAGCUUCAUGACCAGCCAUCUUCUUUCCGAGAAGCUCGAGUCUACGGCGAAGGACACGUCCGCGAGCACGAAAGACGUCGACUCGGGUCGUCGUGACGAAACGAAAAGCAGGGUCGACUCGGCAUUCCCAGACGACGACGAGAACGAGGAGGAAGAGGAGGAGAAUGAUGAUGAUGACGAUGAUGAUGAUGAUGAGGAGGAGGAGGAGGAAUCCCGCAGCUCCGUGACGGGUUCCCCGGAUAUGGAAAAGUCCAACGUUGAACGAUAUGAUGUACAUAGCGCGUUAAAUAGCUUAGACAUUAGGAGCGACGAGGAUCAGCGAUCGACUGCCAUUUCAUUCCAUGACAUAGAUAAGAAGAGAGGAGAGGAGGAUACCAAAGAAUCGCCAGGACGCGCCGAUGAACGAGCCAAUCCCGAAACGAGAUUGUCGUUGGUUCAGAAGAGACUCCAAAUGUUUGAGGCUCGGGACAAAGGAGAUCAUGUCGAUAAGACGGAUCACAGCAAGAAAAGAAGUGCAGUGACUCAAAAUGUCACGAUGGUUCAGGGCGACUCCUGCGACACGUCCCCGGACGUUCUUUCGGUGAAUGAGGAAGAACGUCCAGAAAAGAGGCUCGAAGAAGAUUCAAUAAUUAAAAUUAUCGAUAAACAUAAAGACAGCUUUGACACUGUCGGCAUACAGCGAAAAAAAGACUCGACGAUUACACACGACGAGAGAAGCGAGGAAAACUUCUCAAAGGAUGUCGUGCAGGCGAAUAACGGAGAACGUCUCGACAAAGAUACGCAUUUUGAGGAAAGCUCGAAAGUUAGAAGCAUCGAAAAACGAAAGGAGAGCCUCGCGAAGAUCGAGGACAGGCGAAUCGAAGCGAACGAGAUGAAUAAGGGACAUUAUGAAAGUGCCAUGGGAAGCAGCGUGCUGACCGCGAAAGGCAUCAAUUUGAGUGAGGAAUACCCGGAAGACCUGAAUCCCUUUAAGAGUGACGAGGAGGACGAUGCCACGGGGGGCAAGCCGCGGACUGUGAUAAACAGCUCUAGGAACAACAAAGUGUCGACUAAUCCAUUCGACAGCGAGGACGAGGACGUCGAGGAACCAGAACCGCCGAAACCGGCGGCGAGGAGUAAACCGGAAAAUCGGGAAAUGUCCGCGACCAAGCGGAUCCUGGCUGCGCCGCAAAUCAAUCUUAAUCCAUUUUGGAGCGAGGACGAGGACGAGGAGCAGCACGGUAGCGACGAGGAAAGGCGAGACGGAACGCCGCCUGGAAAUAUGCCUGUACCGAAACCGCGUACUAUCAAGACCACUCUCGAGGUAAGUGUCACACCACGGAGAGCCGAUUUAGAUCGCGGAGGCAUGUACGCGUCUAAUAGUUCCUUAACUAGCUCCGAAUCAACCACAACUCCCGGUGGGACAUACAAGAAGAAAAAACCUGCACCGCAGCCACCGGUUGCGAAAGAACUGUUUCCGUCCGAGCAAGGCGAGCCGUCUAUCCUCAAAUCGUGUAGCAGCACAUUACCGUAUCACGACUCAUCGUCUCGCACAACGCCACGAGCUCGAAAAACCAAACCGGCUCCUCCACCGCCAAUGCCAACCAGCACACCUCGCAAUAUAUCGAUCGGCAGUGCGUUAACUUUUGACGAGUCUCCCAUAAUCAAGCUUCGCGACGGUGAUCGUAACUUGAACAUGUGGGAAGAUCAAAAGACAAACAAAGACGAAGCGAAUCGAAAUAGACAGAGUUUGAGCAGCAUCUCGUGUGCCGACAGUUCCUCCUAUACAUCUUACGCCGACAAAAGCGUGCAAGGAAAGUGGAAGAGGAAAAAGGGUCCCGCCCCACCGCGACCAAUUCCGCAUAGGAGAAAGAUCAAAGUGGUAUCUAUGAAGGAUGUGAAAUUAGAAUUAGAUGAGAUAGAAUUGCAACAGCAAGGCUUAGAAAGACAAGGUGUGCGAUUGGAACAGUUGAUACGAGAUAAAUGCGAAACUGGACCAAGAGCAGACGAUUCGUCGCUCGGUACGGACGUGGAGGAGCUGGUCUUAGAGUUGUUCGCAUUAGUGAAUGAAAAAAAUGAGUUAUUCAGAAGACAGGCCGAAUUGAUGUUACUACGGAGGCAACAAAGAUUAGAGGAAGAACACGCUGAAGUGGAAUAUCAAAUACGAUGUCUUAUGUGCCAACCAGAAGCUACUAAAACGGACUCGGACAAACAGAGGGAAGAAGCAUUGAUACAAAGGUUAGUAGAAAUUGUAGAGAGAAGGAACGAAAUUGUUGAAUGCUUAGAGAUGGAUCGUCGAAGAGAGGUAGAAGAGGAUAGGAGCAUAAAUAAACAUAUGGGUCUAUUUGCUGCGAGGAACAAGAAUGAACUAUGGUCUGGCAAAGACAAUGAUUCUUCUAACGCAGGAAAAACGAAAAAGGGAAAAAUGAAGGAGAAAAAAGAAAAGAAAUUUAAAAAGGCCAUGAAAAAGGAUGCCGACAAAGAUGUGGAUGAGACUGAGGUGAAACUCAAACGCCAUGGUAAAAGAAAAUGGUUUUGAGUUACGAUAGUGUUAACAGUUAACGAAUACGAUAGAUGUAGAAAAUAUUUCAUAUUUAAUACUUUUAUAUAUAUUUUUAACACAUUGUUAUUUAUAUAUAU